Molecule: messenger RNA, 1669 nt
Organism: Aspergillus ibericus CBS 121593
Lineage: Eukaryota; Fungi; Ascomycota; Eurotiomycetes; Eurotiales; Aspergillaceae
Exons: 8
Coding region: 208-1320 (370 amino acids)
Source: RefSeq, a predicted model, not a curated record
CGAAUUUAAACGCUAGGGAGUGAAAGCAUACAUUCUCUUUGGCUUGGAAUAAAUUUAGUCCUGUGCUUGAUGAUUCUUACAUUGUACGGCAUAUCUCCAGCAGUAGCCCUCUAAACCCUCCACGCCCCAGGCCUCCUGGCCUAUACAAUUUCCGCCAGGGCGUGGCUAGAUAGGUACACGUUCCGGUAGAGGAGUCGAACAGAGGCCAUGAACUGUUACCAACUUCAACUCGGCUCCGUGCCGGGGUCGGAGGAGAGACUAUCAGAGGUCAAACAACUGGAAGUCCAUGAGUUGCUGGAUCCAAAUUUUUACAAACAGCCUGGGGCUCAUGUGAUUCUUAUGCCACCCACGCAAGAAGAUCCCGACUACUACACUGCGGAUUUACGCCGAAAAUUAACCCAGAGGUUCCGUCUUCCCGGUUUUUUCUUUGACCAUAUGGGCUGGGAUUCCAAUGGCUUCUUUGGCAGUGUUGGGAUCUCCUCCUCAUCCAGUGCUGGGCGCAGCGACAGGGACUUUGGAGGGUGCGGAACCUUUUCCCGCUUUCUAUCCAAAAAGGUAGAUGAUCGUAACGCCAGUCCGGAGAGCUCCGAAUAUAUUUGGCACUACAUGGGAUUCAGCACGUUGUGGCUGAAGCACAUGGAAGGUCAACAGAAGAGCGAGGCUGAAUGUGACAUGCCACUCCCCUCCGGCGAAACGCACAUAAUGCUAUGUUUUGACCUAGACAAACAUAUGUCUUCAAAGCUUGUUCGCCUUUUGCGAGACACAGACCUUUUAGAGUCCCAGAAUGAGCCAUUCUUCCUGCUCAAGGUUGCGCUCGAGACUGUGGUGGCACAGUUCGAAGAAGACCUGGGGAGUUUUCGCCGUCCUAUACGCAAAAUAGAAAAGGAGCGGUACAGUUCCUUCAAAGACAACCACGCCUAUAGCCGAGCAGACAUCGAUGAUACAAAACUCGAACAGCUCAGCGAGCGCUAUGCAACUCUACACGAGGUCUCGCGGCAUGUGAUUCACAUUUCGGAAACCCUCAAUGCUGCCGUUACCAACGCAGCGGCAAUUUUGCAAGAUCACAAGCUUUGGAGGCGGUCCCUCGAAGCAAGUUCGGCAUAUCCUAAUAAUACAGCCAGAACGUUGGGUCUCUACUCAAACCUUCUGUCCAACUUGAAAUUACGGGCCGAUGCAUUUGUGAGUCGGAUGGAAAAUGAAAUCAAAUGUGCAUCUAACCUUCUGGGGGUCUUCAACAAUAACAUCUCCUUACAGACUCUCAACACGACCCGUGACGAGCUUCGAGUACUCCAAUAUCAACUUUUCAAUGCUCGAGGCUAAUGGCUAUGGCGACUAUCGGUAUAGACAACAACCAGGCUUCCCGAUAGAUGCAGUUCAAGACCAGGGUUGCAUAGUACCUUCGCUUUGCUUUGUCCGAUACGGACCAAAGUCAUGACAGAGCGCAUUUAGGAUAAGUGCUCAGGGCUAGGACCAGUACGGGAUGCAUUCAUUGAAAGAAGGCAUGGAAUGAGGGAAGAGGUAUUCUCACUUGAAGAUUUUUGGCAUAUAGACCAGACGAUGCCCUGGUUAGUCUUUCACCGAAGUAUCCAAUAACAACCUGGAACGCUCAUUAAUAAAAUCAUAUCGUCAUUUCUACUCCACUCUAUUCUUUGCUCUCGUCCCCUUCUUC